This is a messenger RNA of Cherax quadricarinatus, 2816 nucleotides long. Lineage: Eukaryota; Metazoa; Arthropoda; Malacostraca; Decapoda; Parastacidae. The record is from RefSeq and is a predicted model, not a curated record.
AGCGCAUGUGGGGGGAUAGAAGGCAUUCAGACUCAAUUCAGGGAACCGGAGCACAAAUCCAAUUCCCUAAAUCAAGAGCCCCUCACCAGCGUCAAGGAACCUCCCUUGAGGGGUCCUGCUGCUCAAGGACCCCAAUGGAAGGUCACUUGGUGUGUCACGACUGGGAAGUGACUCAAUAAAACCUCAACUUUGGUGGCCCUGAGUAACCACAACAGCAAAAUGUCUAUGUCUUUUAUCGACUUUGAAAGUGCGAGAGAGAAGGAGAAAAAACGGCAGUGGGAACGAGAGGCGAGAGAAGCUAUUCUGGAGAAGGCAAAAAAUAAAUAUGAAGCCAAAGAACGUAAGGAGGUGGCAGCUCGCCAACGAGGGGAACAUACCUGGAUGUUGUCAAGUGUAGAAUCGAAGCUCGAUUCUCAUAAAUUAGAUAAGAAGAAAAAGAAGAAAGAGAAGAAGGAGAGGAAGAGAAAAAAGAAGGAAAAGAAAUUAAAGAAAAGCAAGAAAAGUUAUUCAUCGUCAACCACAAGCAGUGAUGAUGAAGAUGAAAAGGAACAAUGGGUAGAAAAAUCUGCAGCCAGUGGUACCAAAACUUCUGAGACAGUUAGGACAAGAGAGCUGACUGCCUCACAAGAUGGAACACAGGAGCAAAAUUCUUCACAAAUACAAACAAAACGUGAUAGCUGGAUGGAGAUGACAUCCCUGUUUGGAACUUACUCACGAGAUGAAAUGAGGGAACGUGAAGGUACAAGCAGAAUAAAGGCUAAGGAAGAAGAAGAAAAACGAAAGUGGGAAGCUGAUAAGCCAGGAUCUCAUGCUCGAGAACUCAAUCCUUACUUCAAGGACGGAGGAACUGGUCUGCCAGAACAGCGAAACAAAGAUGAAGUAUCACCAGCUCCAUCAUCUCUGGGGCUGGAUGCUGCAUGGCUACGGAAAGCAUUGAAGAGGGCUGAAGAACAAGCUCAGUUAGAAAAGAAAUCACUCGAAGAGAUAGCAGCUCAGCGAUGGGGGGUAUGGUUAUACAUCCUGGCAAAGUUUAAUGAACUGUUAGCAGAAGCAGAAGGAAGAGGAAAGAAGAACCAGACAGAUAGCUGGCAGACAAAGAUAAGUACUAACACAGCAAGAAGUAGAAGCAGAGAGAGAUACAAAAGUAAAAACAGAAUAAGAAGUACAAGUAGUGAGCGAAAGAAUUAUGGUAGCAGAGAGAGAAGCAGAAAUAAAGAGAGAAUAUCAUAUGAAAAUAGCAGUAAGGAGCACAGUAGAAGCAGAGAGAGAAAAAGGAGCAGGCGCAAGGAAAGAAGACACCAAAGAUGCGGUAGAUAUGGUAGUAGCAGCAGCAGUGAGAGAAGUGGUAGCAGCAGUCAUAGUGAUCACAGUGAAGAGAGGGAUAAACAACAGAAACAAUCAAGUACUGAGGGAGAUAGAUCUGUAAAAGGGCUAUUGAGACCCCCAGAGGAUACAUAUCCAACAAAACAUUCUUCAUUAUUAUCAUCAAAGUUCAGAAGGCCCAGGGAUGAGGAGGAUACAAGAUCUACUAGUAAUUUGAAUGUCAAGAAAUUGUCUAGCAGUAACCGUGGUUGGCAGAAAAAGGAAUACAAACAGCAAUUAAAAGAACGUGAAAUACAGUCACGACAAAGGUCAUCAUCAUCAUCAUCGUCAGCUGAAUCGAGUGAUUCAGAAAAACAACCUGCAGGGGCCAGUAAUAAAUCUUCAGAAAAGGAACUUCCACUAAAUGUUCCUCAAGUGACACCUGAGCCACCAACACUGCCCCAGCCACCUACCCAGCUAACAGAUAAAGAAAUGAAUGAGCUGGCUGCAAAGAUCAUGAAAGCUGAACUGACUGGAAAUGAUGCCCUAGCAAGUAAAUUAAAAACAAAGUUGGAAGCUGCUCGGGCUGCUCGCUCCAGUGCUGCGGCUUUCAGUGAGGGAACUAGUGGAGAGCAAACUACAGAGCAAGUGGUUGUCCUAACCAGGAUGGAAAAUGGGGGUAAACACCAUUUUCCUCAGGAACACAAACGUUCUGAGCGUUCGCUGGAGUCAUGCCAGUGGUGCUUCGACAAUAAAGAGAUGCCAAAGCAUUUAAUUGUUGCAUUAGGGACUAAGUCAUAUGUAUGUCUACCUCCUCAUGAGUCCCUGACUCCUGGGCAUUGUCUGAUUGUCCCAAUUCACCAUGUUGCUUGUUCUGUUCAAGCUGAUGAAGAUCUCUGGAGUGAAAUCCAGAUUUUUCGCAAGUCUAUAGUCAAAAUGUUUAAUUCACGGGGUGAGGACUGUAUAUUCUUCGAGACUGUUAAAAGACUAAAAUACUAUCCACACAUGGCUCUCAACUGUGUUUCUCUUCCAAGAGAAAUGGGAGACAUGGCUCCCAUUUACUUUAAGAAAGCCAUCAUGGAGUGUGAAGCUGAAUGGGCACAAAAUAAGAAGCUUGUGGAUUUAAAAAACCGUGAUGUACGCAAAGCAGUACCAAAGGGACUUCCUUACUUUUUUGUUGAUUUUGCAAUGGAUGCUGGCUUUGCUCAUGUAAUUGAAGAUGAGCAAGAAUUUCCUAACAACUUUGCUCAGGAAAUUGUUGGUGGGAUGUUGGACUUGGACAGUCACUUAUGGCGUAAACCACGAAGGGAAAAUUUUGAUGCACAGCGAAGGAAAGUCAUGGAAUUUAGUCGCUGGUAUAAAGAGUUUGAUCCUACACAAGAUAAUUAAAUGGGAUUGUCUAGAAUGUAAUAGAAAUCUUACGUAAGUAAAAGGGGAAAAGACAGUUUGUAUGGGUUAAUGGAUUAUACCUUUGUACUAUGUCAUCUUUUAACAAAAUAAAGGAGUUAAUGCUU